Messenger RNA from Arabidopsis lyrata subsp. lyrata, 1381 nucleotides. Its product is annotated as meiotic recombination protein DMC1 homolog. Lineage: Eukaryota; Viridiplantae; Streptophyta; Magnoliopsida; Brassicales; Brassicaceae. The coding region runs from base 120 to 1154 and encodes 344 amino acids. Gene Ontology annotation, molecular function: DNA strand exchange activity; ATP-dependent DNA damage sensor activity; single-stranded DNA binding. Gene Ontology annotation, biological process: mitotic recombination; DNA strand invasion; reciprocal meiotic recombination. The transcript is spliced from 15 exons. The record is from RefSeq and is a predicted model, not a curated record. Gene Ontology annotation, cellular component: nucleus; condensed nuclear chromosome.
AACCCGCCAUUAAAAACCUUGAACCCUCGAAGAAAAUCCAGUGAAUAUUUUUCAAAUUUCGAAUUUCAAAUUCUCUCUCACUCUCUCGUUUCAAAUUUAGAGAAUCCUAGUGCGAGAAAAUGAUGGCUGCUCUCAAAGCUGAAGAAACGAGCCAGAUGCAGCUCGUCGAGCGUGAAGAAAUUGAUGAAGACGAAGAUCUAUUUGAGAUGAUUGACAAAUUGGUCGCUCAAGGUAUAAACGCUGGAGAUGUGAAAAAGUUACAAGAUGCUGGGAUCCAUACCUGCAAUGGUCUCAUGAUGCAUACCAAGAAGAACCUCACUGGAAUCAAAGGUUUAUCAGAGGCUAAAGUUGACAAAAUCUGUGAAGCUGCUGAGAAAAUUGUGAACUUUGGAUAUAUGACUGGAAGUGAUGCUCUUCUAAAGAGGAAAUCAGUUGUAAAAAUCACUACAGGGUGCCAAGCUCUCGAUGAUCUCUUAGGAGGUGGAAUUGAAACCUCAGCCAUCACAGAGGCUUUUGGCGAAUUUAGGUGUGGGAAAACUCAAUUAGCACAUACCCUUUGUGUCACUACGCAGCUACCUACAAACAUGAAAGGGGGAAAUGGAAAAGUGGCUUACAUUGACACCGAGGGAACCUUCCGUCCUGAUAGGAUUGUCCCAAUUGCUGAAAGAUUUGGAAUGGAUCCAGGAGCUGUGCUUGACAAUAUCAUUUAUGCUCGUGCUUAUACCUAUGAGCAUCAGUACAACUUGCUUCUUGGCCUUGCUGCAAAAAUGUCUGAGGAACCAUUUAGGAUUCUUAUUGUUGACUCGAUCAUUGCUUUAUUCCGAGUGGAUUUCACUGGAAGAGGAGAACUUGCAGACCGCCAGCAAAAACUAGCUCAGAUGCUUUCCAGGCUAAUCAAAAUCGCAGAGGAGUUCAAUGUUGCUGUCUACAUGACUAACCAAGUCAUAGCUGACCCAGGUGGUGGAAUGUUCAUAUCAGACCCAAAAAAGCCAGCAGGUGGUCACGUCCUAGCCCACGCAGCCACCAUCAGGCUCUUGUUCAGGAAAGGCAAAGGCGAUACACGUGUCUGCAAAGUCUACGAUGCUCCGAAUCUCGCUGAAGCUGAAGCCAGUUUCCAGAUUACACAAGGAGGCAUUGCAGAUGCGAAGGAUUAGAGAAGCGAACUCUUUGAUGUCUUAUUUACGAAUUAUGUCUGUUCUUAACUUGUUGCUUGUUUCUAUUAUGGGUAAAACCCCACAGGAUUUUUACAAGGGGAUUUAUUUUAAUAUGCAUCGAAUCAGACGUUUUAGUUUAAGUCAUUUUAUUCUUAGUUUCUUGUUUACCAUAUAAGACGAUCAUUAGGCUUACAAAACAAAACUAUCUGAUAAAGUUGCAAACAAAA